CCAGGGGGGGCAGCCCCUCACCCUUUGCUGCGUCCCCCCCAGUCCCUGUCCAUCAAGACCUCGUCGCUGGCCGAGGCGGAGAACAUGGCAGACCUCAUCGACGGCUACUGCCGGCUGCAGGGGGGCCUGGAGACCUCCCUCAUCGUCUUCCCCAGGAGAGAGAGGGAGAAGAGGAGCAGCCUGCCACGGAUCCCCAGCCCGCACCUGGAGGAGCGGCACUCGGUGCUGGCCGACAGCGUGAGCGUGGACUCCGAUAUUUACGCUGAAAUCCCCGACGAGUCCUCAAGACCCAGGUCUGGAGUGCAGCACUACGGGAUCUGCCGGGAGGACGUGACGCUGGGCAGGAUCCUGGGGGAAGGCUUCUUCGGAGAGGUGUACGAGGGCACCUACACCAACGCGAAGGGGGAGCGGGUCAACGUGGCCGUGAAGACCUGCAAGAAGGACUGCAGCCCCGAGAACAAGGACAAGUUCCUGAGCGAGGCGGUGCUGAUGAAGAAGCUGGACCACCCGCACAUCGUGAAGCUGAUCGGCAUCGCGGAGGAGGAGCCCACCUGGAUCAUCAUGGAGCUCUACCCCUACGGGGAGCUGGGGCAGUACCUGGAGCAGAACAAGCACUGCCUCGCCAUGCCCACGCUCAUCCUGUACGCGCUGCAGAUCAGCAAGGCCCUGGCGUACCUGGAGGCCAUCAACUGCGUGCACAGGGACAUCGCCGUGAGGAACAUCCUGGUGGCCUCCCCGGAGUGCGUGAAGCUGGGCGACUUCGGGCUCUCCAGGUACAUCGAGGACGAGGAGUACUAUAAAGCCUCCGUCACCCGUCUCCCCAUCAAGUGGAUGUCCCCCGAGUCCAUCAACUUCCGACGCUUCACGACAGCCAGCGACGUCUGGAUGUUCGCCGUGUGCAUGUGGGAGAUCCUGAGCUACGGCCGGCAGCCCUUCUUCUGGCUGGAGAACAAGGACGUGAUCGCCGUGCUGGAGAGGGGCGACCGCCUGCCCAAGCCCGACCUCUGCCCGCCCGUCCUCUACACCCUCAUGACGCGCUGCUGGGACUACGACCCCAGCGAGAGGCCCAAGUUCAAGGACCUGGUCUGCAGCUUGAGCGACAUUUACCUGAUGGAGAAGGAGCUGGCCAAAGAGCAGGAGCGGAACAACCGCCACCGGCCUCCCAAAAUCUUGGAGCCGCCGUCCUUCCAGGAGCCUCCCCCCAAGCCCAGCAGACCCAGGUACAAACCUCCGCCCCAGAACAACCUCCUGGCUCCCAAGCUGCAGUUCCAGGUGCCCGAGGGUCUGUGUGCCAGCUCGCCCACGCUCACCAGCCCCAUCGAGUACCAGUCUCCGGCCAGCUCCCUGCACACCCCGCCGCUCAACCGCCACAACGUCUUCAAGCGCCACAGCAUGCGGGAGGAAGAUUUCCUCCGUCCCAGCAGCAGGGAGGAGGCGCAGAAGCUGUGGGAGAUGGAGCGGCUGAAGAUGCGGCAGGUCCUGGACAAGCAGCAGAAGCAGAUGGUGGAGGACUACCAGUGGCUGCGGCAGGAGGAGAAGUCCCUGGUGAGUGCCAUCGGGAUGGGGUCGGGAUUUCAGACGGGUGCUCCCAGCUCUGGCACCCUUGUGAAGGGGGUGGCGUACCCACAGCUUGCUUUUUGUGGUUCAGUUGCGAUGCAAAAGCCCUGCUGCGGGGCUCACGUUCCUCCAGAACGGCUCCGUCACCAGCCCGCCUGCGCCCCUUUGUCUUCUGCACUU
Messenger RNA from Oxyura jamaicensis (ruddy duck), 1737 nucleotides. Its product is annotated as protein-tyrosine kinase 2-beta-like. Gene Ontology annotation, biological process: protein phosphorylation; multicellular organism development; positive regulation of kinase activity. Gene Ontology annotation, molecular function: transmembrane receptor protein tyrosine kinase activity; ATP binding. The annotation marks the transcript as partial. The record is from RefSeq and is a predicted model, not a curated record. The transcript is spliced from 15 exons. Lineage: Eukaryota; Metazoa; Chordata; Aves; Anseriformes; Anatidae. Gene Ontology annotation, cellular component: signaling receptor complex.